AUGGCUUCUCGAAUCUCUAUUGCGCGCCUCUCGAGCCAGCGCUUCUCGGCUGUGGCCAGAACCACUCCUCGGGCAUCAAGCCAGUUACGCAAUGUCAAGGGAUUGUCUACCCUCACGCGGAAGACUUCAGCUCGCUCAGCUUCGGGCUUGUUGCAGGUCUCUUCUUCCGGCAUCAAUGUCUCGCGACUCAACCUUGCUCCUCUAGGAGGUCACCAACUUCGCACCUAUGCCGAUUCCAUCAUCAAGGUCCCCAGCAUGGCUGAGUCGAUUACAGAGGGUACCCUCAAGCAAUUCUCAAAACAGGUUGGAGAUUUCGUCGAGCGCGACGAGGAGAUUGCGACAAUUGAAACAGACAAGAUUGAUGUUUCGGUUAAUGCCUCGGAGUCUGGUACCAUUAAGGAGUUCCUCGUGAACGAGGAAGAUACCGUUACCGUCGGCCAAGAUCUUGUCAGGAUCGAGCUUGGCGCUGCUCCCGAGGGUGGAAAGAAGGACGAGGGUGCCGAGAAGCCCAAGGAGCCCGAGCCUAAGAAGGAUGCUCCGCCCGCUCCCGCCGAGACCGAGAAGCCCAAGGAGCCCGAACCUAAGAAGGCUGCGCCCCCCAAGGAGGCUCCCAAGGCGGAGUCCAAGCCCCAAGCAGCUGAACAGCCAGCUCUUGGUGGCCGCGAGGAACGCCGGGUCAAAAUGAACCGCAUGCGUCUGCGUAUCGCCGAGCGCCUGAAGCAGUCCCAGAACACCGCCGCUUCUCUCACCACUUUCAACGAGGUUGACAUGUCCUCGCUGAUGGAGUUCCGGAAACUGUACAAGGACGAUGUGCUCAAGAAGACCGGUGUGAAGCUUGGUUUCAUGAGCGCCUUCUCCCGUGCUUGUGUGCUUGCCAUGAAGGAUAUCCCCGCUGUCAAUGCUUCCAUCGAGGGUCCUAACGGCGGUGAUACCAUCGUCUACCGCGACUAUGUUGACAUCAGCGUUGCAGUUGCCACCGAGAAGGGUCUUGUGACUCCUGUAGUCCGUAACACCGAAGGCAAGGAUCUUGUUGGAAUCGAGAAGGCCAUUGCCGAUCUCGGAAAGAAGGCUCGUGACAACAAGUUGACCAUUGAAGACAUGGCCGGCGGUACCUUCACCAUCAGCAACGGUGGUGUCUUCGGCUCGCUGAUGGGUACACCAAUCAUCAACGUUCCCCAAACAGCUGUCUUGGGACUCCACGCCAUCAAGGACAAGCCUGUCGCUGUGAACGGCAAGGUCGAGAUCCGUCCCAUGAUGUAUCUUGCUCUCACCUACGAUCACCGUCUCCUGGAUGGUCGCGAGGCCGUUACGUUCCUUGUCAAGGUCAAGGAGUAUAUCGAGGACCCCCGGCGCAUGCUGCUUGGCUAG
This is a messenger RNA of Penicillium expansum, 1368 nucleotides long. RefSeq lists its product as uncharacterized. The transcript is spliced from 11 exons. Gene Ontology annotation, biological process: tricarboxylic acid cycle. Gene Ontology annotation, cellular component: oxoglutarate dehydrogenase complex. The record is from RefSeq and is a predicted model, not a curated record. Gene Ontology annotation, molecular function: dihydrolipoyllysine-residue succinyltransferase activity. NCBI's taxonomy places the organism in Eukaryota, Fungi, Ascomycota, Eurotiomycetes, Eurotiales, Aspergillaceae. Bases 1 to 1368 code for a protein of 455 amino acids.